CGCUCAGUGGGCAAAAGCCUUUCCAGACUGGUCCCUGAAAGCAUCGUGCGUACAGAUGCCUGCUGGUUGCCAUGGUGAAUGAUGCUGAUCUGAAGAAAUGAAUAAUGUGAGCGUUGGGGGCGACAGUGGGAUUACUCAGACAGUGGCGAGAGAGGCAUCAAGGAGAGCCCAGAGCAGAGGAGGGGAGAAGGCUCCAUCCCUUCAGCUUGGGUCCAUUCUGUCCCUGCCUCUGCAGGCUGCGUUCUAACCAGAUCCACCGCGAGCAUCAGAAUCAGGAUGAACAUCGAGGUUGGGAACGUUUCUCACACAGGAGCUAUCAUUUCCUGGUCAUCCUCAGAGCCCUGCCUGGAGGACUAUUACCAUAUUAUGUAUAGGCCCAACUGGAACAGCAUCUUCUCCGGCUAUCUUCGCUACAGCUUCCACCACGAGGAGAAGGUGCCUCGAACCAUCAGCUCCGUGGUGCUGGAACACCUCGCCCCUUCCACUCUCUACUUCCUCUGCAUCAGCUGCAAGAAGGCUGCCUUCCCCUAUAGGCACUACUGCACCAUGUUCCAUACCCUGGAUAAGAGCCCGCUGGCAUCUGGGAGCUCGCUGGUGGACCCCCAGAUCUCCCUGUGGGUGUUGAUGGCCAUUCUGCUGGCCUGCUUCACAGCCGUCUUAGCUUUCAUCUGCCUCCAGUUCUGGUGCAUCCGUUGCCAUGAGCCUCGAUGGUCUUACAGAGCCGGCCACAUGGAGGAAGCCAAUGGGUUGGUGAGAUGGCCAGAGGAGGCCCCCGCCCUUGGGCAGAGAGAGGAAGAUCUGCAGGGCCUCCCCCUGGUGGAAAUGCCGCGCAAGAACUCCGGAGCAGAAGCAGAACCAGAAGCCGAAGGGGAAGCCAACCAGGAAGACGGAGCUGAUGAGGAUGCCGCCAAUCAGGAUGUCCCCGACGUGGGAGCCUUACUGCAGGGUGGUGGGGGUGAUCAUGCUGCCAUGCUGCCUCAUUUUAGGGAGUGAGGGUUAGGGAGGAGGCGGCCCGCACCCCGUAGCUUAAAGCCCUCCAUACAGUAGAUCUUUUGUAAACAUGUGCUCCUAGACAACCCUUCCGCCUCC
This is a messenger RNA of Lontra canadensis (Northern American river otter), 1089 nucleotides long. It is a transcript of the gene FNDC9, whose product is annotated as fibronectin type III domain containing 9. The record is from RefSeq and is a predicted model, not a curated record. Bases 277 to 993 code for a protein of 238 amino acids. Gene Ontology annotation, molecular function: protein binding. The transcript is spliced from 2 exons. NCBI's taxonomy places the organism in Eukaryota, Metazoa, Chordata, Mammalia, Carnivora, Mustelidae.